AUGCUCCCAGGCUGGUUCUUUUUUGGAUGGGCCACCUGGUGGCUCAUAGGCGUGUUCAGAUUAUACAUGAACUCCAGCGUGAAGGCUCCAUACAGUGCAAGGACUUGGUAUGACUUUCCCACCUGCAGCAGAGUGCCCGUUGAGCCUCUGCUCAAGGUGCUGCUCACGUUCAUUGGCAUCAAUGGGGAGCUCUGGUUUGGCCAUGAGUCCUGGAGGACACUCUAUGGUGGUGACGGCCGCUUCAUAGUGGACAACAUCAACGAGUGGCAGCACUCGGCCAUGUACGCAGCUUUCAUGCUGUCUGGGAUUGUGGAUUUGGUGGCUUUCUACACCCCACAAGGGACUCUGCCCGCUGGCACAGAGCAGGGUUUUCUGGGGGCAGCGUUUGUGGUGGAGGGGUUGCUGUUCGCGUUCCAUCUGGAGGGCAGCGAGUUGAACUGGAAGGCGCACCUGCUAUUAGUCAUGUCCAUCUUCGCGGCAGCUGCCGUGAUCCUGGCAGAGCUGCCCUUCCCCCAGAGUGCGCUGCUGGGCGUCCUGCGUGCUCAGCUGGUCAUGCUGCAGGGCAUCUGGUUCAUGCAGAUCGCCAAGCUGCUGUUUGAGGACAGCCCGACCUGGGAUCCGCGCUACCAUGGCAGCAUAAUGAUGGUGCCGGUGCUGUACUGCGCCUGCAUCCUCUGCAUCAUCGGCGUCACCUUUGGGGUGUUUGUGUUGCUGCGCCUGUGGCAGUACCGCGUCGCAAAGCGCCCCUUCCGCGCGCAGGGGCGCGAACCGCACGACGAAGAGGAGGGGACCUGGGUGCUGGAGCAGAAGGGGCCCCUGAAGGAGGAGACUCUGCAGAGGGUCAAGGGGGUCUUGAACGACCAUGGGGGCUGGCUCAGCAGCUAUAUUCCGGACAGCUCAGUUCUGGGCAUUGGACCCAGCACCUCUGCUGAAGCUCUGCGCAAUGUCCCGGGUGUGCUCUGGGUGGGUGAAUACAAGCCCGAGUACAAGCUUGCGGAGGACUGGGGACCGCUGCUGGAGGCGGCAGCUGCCGGGAAGCUGCACGCGACGCUGCAGCAGCACCACGAGCAGCUGCGCACGGCGAACGGCAGCUUCCGGGGGACCACUGCGCCAGAUCUGGCGCCGGGGGGCGGCUACAAUGUGGUGAUUCAUGUGCACUUCCCGACCGUGCGCAACGCCACGGCCGCGCGGCUGUCCGGGAGCGGCGCCGUGCCGGCUUUUGCUCCGGCGGAGGCCGCGGCGGCAGAUUGGGCGGCGGAGGCUGAGUGGCGGUAUGGAGGAGGAGUGAGCCUGCGUCCUGAGGGGCGCACGGUGCUCGCCGUCAGUACACAGCCUCAACUGCUGCAGGAGGUGCUGGGCUGGUUGGCGGAGCAGCCAGCGGUGCACUGGUUGGCGCCGCGCGCAGCGCUGCAGCUGCACAACUGGCAGGGGAGCGCGAUCGUGCAGAGCGGGAAUGCCGCGCCAGACGCGCCCGUGGCUUUAGCACAGGACCGGGGCAGCCACCCCAUCUGGGCAGCGGGCCUCACCGGCGCUGGACAGAUCGUCGGCGCAGGCGACAGCGGCAUCGAUCGCAACAACUGCUUCUUCAACGACCCAAACGUUGACUGGAAGGGAGGCCUGAGCACCGAUCGGGGGUCCGGCGUGGUCACUUUUUCCAGCGAGGUGCACCGGAAGAUACGGCUGUACAGGCAGCAGGCGGAUGAUGUGGACAACAAUGGACAUGGCACCCAUACCGUGGCGUCCCUCCUGGGCAGCCCCUUCGACAUUAGCAACACCAAGAACCUGGACUACAGGGGGCUGGCGCCGGACGCGAAGGUUGCCUUCAUAGACCUGGCCAGCCGCACCUCGGGCGGCAUCUACACGCCGCAGGACUUAUCGGAAGCUUACUACCCGUUCAGUUAUGAUGUUGGGGCGCGCGUGCACAGCGACUCCUGGGGUUCGGGGACCGUCGCGCAAGACUACGACUUCAUGGCGUCCGAGGUCGACAUGUUCACCUGGGAGCACCAGGACUUCACGGCGGUUUUUGCGGCGGGCAAUGAGGGGUUCACGGCCAGCCAGCGCGGCAGCGGGGGCCUCACCACAGUGACGUCGCCGGCCACGUCCAAGAACUGCAUCUGCGCGGGCGCCACCAACACGGCGUUCCAGCAGGCGGCCUCCACCGCGUCCUCGCAGUACACCGUGCACCGCAUGUCCAUCUCCCAGCUCGCCGACGGCGGUUCGCAGGUCGUCGACAAGUACCGGGUGAUGCAGGCGUCAUUUGGCGCAUCCAUCCGCAGCCUGUUUGGGCAGCAGAUUGCGCUGAGCGUGGCGCACCCGGCCGAUGGCUGCGCGGCGCUGGACAACCAGGCCGACGUUGCCGGCACCGUCGUGCUCGUCCUGCGCGGCACCUGCUUCUUCGCUGUCAAGGCGCUGAAUGCUCAGACGGCCGGUGCGAAGGCCAUCCUGGUGUACGACGACCAGAUCAAUGACUACUUUGUGCCAGCCUCUGACGGCUCCCUCACAGGCAUCACCAUCCCCUCAGGCGCCAUCCCCCGCCGCACCGGCCAGCUUCUCGUCAGCUCCUCCCUGGCGGGCGGCAAGCUGACGGUGUCAUUUUUGGAAGCGCCGCCGCUGGCGAAUGCGUUUGACAGCCUGGCGGAGUUUUCGUCCAAGGGCCCCACCAAGGACGGGCGCGUGAAGCCGGACCUGCUGGCGCCCGGCACUCUGCAGUCCGCCUACACAGACGGCGAAAACACCUGCUCCCUACGGUACAUGGAGGGGACGUCCAUGGCGACGCCGCUGGUAGCGGCCUCAGCGGCGCUCGUGCGGCAGUACUUUCUGACCGGCUUCUACCCGAGCGGCGCCCCGGUGCCGGCCAACCAAUUCGCGCCAAGUGGCGCCUUAGUCAAGGCCGUGCUCCUAGGUGGCGCCGCCGGAAUGGACGGAUUCGAAUCUGACACGGGUCUGCCGCUCGCGCCGCCGCCCAGCUUCCGCCAGGGCUUCGGCCGGGUGCAUCUCGGCCGCUCGCUGCCCCUGCAGGGCUCGGGGCCCGGCUGGAACUUGCAGGUGGUGGACAUGGCCAAUCUGAGCACAGGCCAGGCGCACCAGUACUGUGUGAGGGGCCUGGGAGGGCCCUUAUCAGUCACCCUUGUGUGGCAUGACUACCCCGCGGCUGUGUCUGCCAAAAAGGCGCUCGUGAAUGACCUGGACCUCACCAUCCGCGCAGCCGGCCUCAACGGCGUUCCCUUGCUGGGGAAUGGCGGCGGCAUUGGCUCGGGCGAUUCCUUCGCACCGGACCGCACCAACAACGUGGAGCAGGUCUCUGUGUCCUAUCUGCCGCCAGGAGAGGUCGCCAUUGAGGUGAAGGCAUUUCAGACGUUUGUCACGCACGGCCCUCAGGCGUAUGCGCUGGUGGUUCUGGGCAAGUUCAGCGGCAUUUUGGCGUCCCCCGGCAACCCUGCCAACGGGGGGACCGCACCCCCCGGCACCUGCCACAUCAUCGUCACCACCAUCACCGGGGGGCCCCAGGGCCUCACCAAUCAGCGAUCGGUGACGUUCGCAUUCACGACGGCCACCGGCAAUCCGGCAGGGGUGAAGUUUGAGUGCGCGCUGACGCCAGGCGCCAAAGCAGGCAAUGCCAGCGCAGCGUACAAAGCGUGCACCAGCCCAACCACGUUUGAUGACCUGGCGGACGGCGCUUACACAUUCAGCGUGCGCGCUCAGGGGGAGGACUCUGCAGACUCCCGCUCCUUUGUCAAGGAGGCCGCUCCAUUCACCGCGCUGCUGGAGGCUGAACCCCACACACAUCUACCGUGUGAUCACAUGGACACAUCGCCGCCCAAGCUCAGCUUCAAUGCAUCGCUACCAGAGUCCGGGACCGCGUCCCCUACGGCGUACCUCAGCUGGGCCGCGGAUGACUCAGCGCCUGUCAGCUACCGCUGCCAGCUCAGCGCGACCGCCGCCAAUUCUGGCGCUCUGCAGCCGCCCGUGCGCGCUCUGCUGCCGGUCGGGCCGCUGCCCACGCCUGCCCUCACUUUGGGCAGCUGGGCAGAUUGCGCGCCACCGCUGCAGCUGUACUGGCUGCUCCCAGGGUCUUGGAGGUUUGAGGUGCAAGGGCAGGACGCAGCAGGGAAUGCGGCGGUGCAGAAUUUGUUGGCAGAGUGGAUUGUGGAGAUGGAGGCCGGAGAGCAAUAUGCGCGCAUCACCGCCGGUCCUUUCGGCCCCACUGCCAACAGGACAGCCCAGUUUGCUCUGCUGGCGCUGGAGGGCGGCGGCGCGCAGGAGACAACAGCCGUCCCUAAUGCGUCAUUUGAUUGUCGGCUGAGCGGCUGGUCCGAGCAGUCCUCCUACAAGGGGAGCACGGUGUGGUCGCCCUGCGACGGUUCCACCGCAUUUAAGAACCUGAGAGAUGGUGACUACACCUUCUGGGCGCGCAUCGCCGGCCGAGCCGAUGCGCCGGAGGCCGCCAUGGCCGCCAGCAACUUCACUGUCGACACUUCGGCGCCUGUGUUGAAGAUCAGCAGCGCUCCUCCGGCGAUCAGCACGGCCUCCACCGUCUCCUUAGAGUUCAAUGCCGACAAAGCGGGCGCAAACUUCUCAUGUCUGCUCACUAUCUCAGGCAAUGCGACGGGAGGGAACGCGCAGCCGACGCCAUGCGCGUCCCCGGCGCGGUGGGAUUCUUUGUCGGACGGGCGUUACAGCUUCUCGCUGGCCGCCGCCGACCGACUGGGCAACAAGGCAGCGCCUGUUCAGGCGGCCUUCCUCAUCGACACGACUCCCCCGGUCAUCGCUGAUGUGGCGUACCCCUUUGCCACGCGCAACACCAGCCUCACCGUCACCUUCAACGCCUCCGACAGCGAAUCCGGCGUCAACAGCACCCAGUGCAGGAUGCGGCCACAGAAGCUGACGUUCUCCAGCGACAGCGCGCAGCUCAAGGGGCCGCGCUACGAGUGGGGGGCCUGCGCCAGCCCCGCCAGCUUCAGCAACCUGACCGAGGGCAAGUGGGGCCUCUCCCUGCGCGCCCAAGACAACGCCGGCCAGACCCGCACCACCAGCGAGGCGGAGGUGUAUGUGACGCGCACGCCCCCCAACGCGACGGUGGUGGGGGGGCCCAGGACGGGGGCCGCCUCGCCGCCCAAGGUGGCCUUCAGCUUUGCGUCGCAGGUCGCCGGCGGCGGCGCAGGCGCGCCCAUCGCCUACAGCGUUUGCCUGCUGCAGCUCGUGGACAACAGCCAGAUGGCGGCGCUGCAGCAGGCAGGAGGCGGGGAGCCGUCGGGGACAGGGAAUGUGAACGUGCAGCUCAAGAGCGUGAGCAGCUUAGCCGCUGAGUCGUGGAGCAAUUGCUCCAGCCCCGCCGAAUUCAAGGGGCUGCGCAGUGGCAACUACACGUUCCAGGUGAAGUCGGUGGAUGCGGCCGGCAACAUUGGCGCGGCUUCGCAACCGUACGCAUUCACGGUAGACGACACGCUGCCGGUGCCGGGCGAGUCGGGCGCGGGGUGGUUCACUGGGUGGCACAGGAUCGCCGUCAUCGCCGGGGCGGCCGCUGCCGGGGUGAUCCUUCUGGUGCUGCUGCUGUGCGCAUGCUGCAUGCGGCGGCGACGGCUGCACCGGCUGCGCUCGGAGGGGCCGGUUGGGGCGGCGCUGUAUCCGCAGUCACACCAUGACCCGGCGCUGGCCGCGGCGCUUCGGGCGUCACUGGCAGAGCAGCAGCGUGCUUCCGCCGCAGCGGCAAACGAGGCGCGCACGCGCGCAGCUCUGGUCGAGUCUCUGGAGGAGGAGCGGAUGCGUCGGGCGUUGGAGCGGUCACUGCUGGAGCAGAGGUCCCCUAGCCGCCGGGAGGGAGCUCAGCAGCCGCUGCCAAGGGAGCCCAGCGACGCGGACAUGCGCCGAGCGCUGCAGGAAUCGCUCGAAGAGGAACAACUGCGCAGGGUGCUGGCAGACUCUGAGCGCGCUGCAGCAACGCCCACAGCGCCUUUGUGGGAUAGGUAGCAAUAAGAAAAUACCAAUGGGAGGAUGAUUGGCAUGCGUUAUGCCGGUGCAUGCAACCGCAGACAGAGCAGCGGCACUGUACCAUUCUUUUCAAGCUGUAGUGUAGUUCUAAUUUGUGCAUGCUGCACUUAAAUUUAUUUGGCGUAUGCUAUAGAACGCAUUGGUCCGGUUUUGGAAUCCAUUUUUGUCUUUAUC
This is a messenger RNA of Coccomyxa subellipsoidea C-169, 6162 nucleotides long. RefSeq lists its product as hypothetical. Lineage: Eukaryota; Viridiplantae; Chlorophyta; Trebouxiophyceae; Coccomyxaceae. The transcript has 32 exons. The coding region runs from base 1 to 5967 and encodes 1988 amino acids. Gene Ontology annotation, biological process: proteolysis. The record is from RefSeq and is a predicted model, not a curated record. Gene Ontology annotation, molecular function: serine-type endopeptidase activity.